AUGGGCCUCGCGACGCCCUACCUCGUGCUCUACAACGCGUGCUGCCUCGCGGGCUGGUGCUUCGCGCUCGUCGCGGGGAUCAAGACCGUCGCCGCGGGCGACGGCGCGCUCGCGGCGCGCCUCGGCGCGGUCUGGGCCGAGGUCGGCGACGUCGUCUUCUACGUGCAGUUCGCCAUGGCGCUCGAGAUCGGCCACGCGGCGCUGGGCCUCGUGCGGUCGCCGCUCGUCACGACGGCGAUGCAGGUCACGAGCCGGCUCUGGAUCGUGCUCGUGCCCUACGUCGACGCGCCCUGCCGCAUCGGCGAGCAGUGGAGCGUCGGGCUCAUGGUGCUCUCCUGGGCCUGCGUCGAGUGCAUCCGCUACGCGUUCUACCUCAGCGCGCUCCUCCUGCCCAAGGUGCCGUACCCCGUCUUCUGGGCCCGCUACAGCGCGUUCGCGCUGCUCUACCCCACGGGCAUCACGGGCGAGCUGCUCACGGCCUACUGGGGCCUCCACUGCGGCCAGCUGACGCCCUGGCACACGCUCAUGCAGUGCAUCGUCGCGCUGUACGUGCCGGGGUCGCCGUUCAUGUACCUGAACAUGGUCGGCAACCGCAAG
This is a messenger RNA of Aureococcus anophagefferens, 597 nucleotides long. RefSeq lists its product as hypothetical. Lineage: Eukaryota; Pelagophyceae; Pelagomonadales; Pelagomonadaceae. Gene Ontology annotation, cellular component: endoplasmic reticulum membrane. Gene Ontology annotation, biological process: sphingolipid biosynthetic process; very long-chain fatty acid biosynthetic process; fatty acid elongation. The transcript has a single exon. The record is from RefSeq and is a predicted model, not a curated record. The annotation marks the transcript as partial. Gene Ontology annotation, molecular function: 3-hydroxyacyl-CoA dehydratase activity.